This is a messenger RNA of Raphanus sativus (radish), 2101 nucleotides long. RefSeq names its product proline-rich receptor-like protein kinase PERK2. The record is from RefSeq and is a predicted model, not a curated record. Gene Ontology annotation, molecular function: protein kinase activity; ATP binding. The transcript is spliced from 7 exons. The coding region runs from base 49 to 1983 and encodes 644 amino acids. NCBI's taxonomy places the organism in Eukaryota, Viridiplantae, Streptophyta, Magnoliopsida, Brassicales, Brassicaceae. Gene Ontology annotation, biological process: protein phosphorylation.
UCCAUUUUCUACUUUUCGGGCGUAGUUUUUUUAAACUUGUGGGAAGAGAUGUCAUCCGCUCCGUCUCCUAGUGCUACUCCGUCGCCUCCUCCUCCGCCGCCUACGGCCGAUCCUCCCACAACUCCCGAAACGCCUCCUCCGCCGCCUACCGCCGAUCCUCCCACAACUCCCGAAACGCCUCCUCCGCCACCGCCUACCGCCAUUCCUCCUACAACUCCUGUGACGCCUUCUCCUCCGCCGCCACUCACCGAUUUGACGCCUUCUCCUCCGCCACCGUCUCCCGACACUCCAACACCUUUGACCCCUUCUCCGCCGCCGCCGCCGCCGCCAUCCACUGAUCCAACGUCUCCGCCUCCGCCUUCUCCCUUGAAGCCUUCUCCUCCUUCACCUCCGUUUCCUCCUCCGCCUGGGCCGGUAACUCGGAGCCCUCCACCUCCACCGAGUCCAUCAGGGGGAGGAUCUACUAGAACUCCAUCUAUCCCUCCACCGCCUCCGUCUUCCUCUCCAGGAGGAUUAUCAAGGGGAGUGGUGGUUGGAAUCGCCAUCGGAGGAGUAGCUCUACUUGUAGCAUUGACUUUGAUUGUUUUCUUGUGUAAGAAGAAACGACGAAAGGAUGAAGAAUCACCUCCUGGUCCCAAUGGCCCUUACGGUGCACAGAAGCAACAAAAUGCAUCACAACCAUCAGAUCACGGGGUGACGUCACUGCAACAACCAAACCCUCCGUCUGGUCCACAACGUCCGCGGGGUUUCAUGAGCAGCAGCAGCAGUGGUGGCUACGACUCAAACUACUCGGAUAAUGCAGUUCAUCCUCCACCAUCUCAAGGGCUUGCACUAGGCACCUAUCAAGGCACUUUCACUUACGAGGAGCUAGCUAGAGCCACCAACGGUUUCUCUGAGUCCAAUUGGUUGGGUCAAGGCGGGUUCGGAUAUGUCUACAGAGGUAUAUUGCGCAAUGGAAAAGAAAUUGCUGUGAAACAACUGAAAGCUGGGAGUUCUCAGGGGGAGAGAGAGUUUCAGGCAGAGGUAGGGAUCAUUAGCCGAGUUCACCAUAGGAAUUUGGUUGCUCUUGUUGGUUAUUGCAUCGCGGAUGAUCAAAGGUUACUUGUCUAUGAGUUUGUUCCGAACAACACUCUCGAGUUUCACCUCCAUGGGAAGGGACGGCCUCCUAUAUGGAGCUCAAGAUUGAAGAUUGCUGUUGGUUCUGCCAAAGGAUUAUCGUAUCUUCAUGAAAAUUGCAAUCCAAAAAUCAUCCACCGUGAUAUCAAAGCGGCAAACAUAUUGCUUGAUUUCAAGUUUGAAGCUAAGGUUGCUGAUUUUGGACUUGCCAAGAUUGCUUUGGAUACAAAUACUCAUGUAUCUACACGUGUGAUGGGAACAUUUGGGUAUUUGGCUCCUGAAUAUGCUGCUAGUGGAAAGCUCACAGAAAAGUCUGACGUUUUCUCAUUUGGUGUUGUACUUUUGGAGCUAAUAACCGGUCGUCGCCCUGUUGAUGUAAACAAUGCCUAUGAAGAUAACAGCUUAGUUGAUUGGGCACGCCCAUUGCUUACAAGAGCUCUUGAGGAAAACAACUUUGAAGCUUUGGUUGAUCCAAAGCUGAAUAAUGAGUAUGAUAGAGAAGAGAUGGCUCGCAUGGUUGUUUGUGCUGCAAGUUGUGUUCGCCAUUCAGCUCGUCGCAGACCUCGCAUGGACCAGGUCACGCGUGUUCUAGAAGGAAACAUAUCAGCGUCAGAUUUGAACCAAGGGAUCAAACCGGGUGACAGCAAUGUGUAUAGCUCUUAUGGAGGAAGCACAGAUUAUGAUAUGAGCGAGGACAAUGAAGGCAUCAACAAGUUAAGGAGAAAGGCAGUUGGGACUCAAGAGUACAGUGAAAGCAGUGAGUAUAGCAAUCCAACUAGUGAGUACGAUUUGUACUCGACCGGUUGGAGCACUGAGGGUCGGACCACACGGGAAAUGGAGACAAGCACUAUUAAAAAAAACGGUUAAGGUUACGGUGGGGACUGAUCACACUCUCUUUACGAGGACAUGAUUAUUCUGAUUUUUUUUUUAACUGGAAAUGUAUUAAGGCAUUCAAUUGUUAACUGAGUUCCAAACAAAACAUACA